Messenger RNA from Sphaeroforma arctica JP610, 255 nucleotides. RefSeq lists its product as hypothetical. The record is from RefSeq and is a predicted model, not a curated record. The transcript has a single exon. NCBI's taxonomy places the organism in Eukaryota, Ichthyosporea, Ichthyophonida. The annotation marks the transcript as partial.
UAUGUAUACAAACAUACAUUGUAAAUAUACAUGCAUACAUAACAAAUAUACAUGCAUACAUAGUAAUUAUACAAACAUACAUAAUAAAAAUACAUGCAUAUAUAACAAAUAUACAUGUAUACAUAAUAAGUAUACAUGAUUACAUAAUAAAUAUACAUCCAUACAUAACAAGGAUACACGCAUACAUAGUAAGUAUACAUACAUACAUAAUAAAUAUACAUUCAUACAUUACAAAUACACUUGCAUACGUAGUAU